AUGGAACUAGUGAAGGAGCCCGACCCUGACGCCGUGUUUGGCGAUGACGGGACGUUCCUCCACGACGACGACGACGAGCUGCAGCGGCAACUCGACGCCACGGGCGGGCGCUCGCGGCUGCGGAUGAUGGCGUCCGGGAUAGAGCUGGAGGGGGAGGAGUACCGCGGCCGCCGCAGCAGCAGGGCCGCGCUGUUCGGGGGCGACGGCGAUGAGGAGGACAUUGAUGGCGGUGAUGGUGAUGAUGGUGGUGAUGAUGAUGAGGAGGAGGAGGAGGAGGAGGAAGAAGAGCAGGGUGGCGGCGUGAGCAGCGGCAGCGAGGAGGCGGGCGCCGCGGCCCGGACGGCCAACGGCGUCGCUGGGGACGAGGGGUCCAGUGACGGGGAGGAUGAGGAGGACGGCGGCGGGGGCACCGACAGCGACGGCGACGCCCCCGAGGAGGCAGGCGUGCGGCAGCGAAAGGGGCCGGCGACCCCGCGGCGUCGCAGCAGCGGCAGCGACGACGACGACGACGACGACAAUGGCGAUGACGAGGGGCAUGAGGGGGAGGAGGAUGGGGAUGGCGUGGCCGUGCUGGCCCAGCUGCAGCGGUACCAGCGAGACCCUGAAAUGGAGGAGCUCGAGAGGCAGCACGCGGAGCUGCGGGAGCAGGCCGGCGAGGCGGCCGCGGCGCGGCAGCAGCGCGGCUCGCGCGAGGCCGCGAAGGCGGCCGCUGUGAGGUCGCAGAAGGCGAUUUGGGAGCGCGCGCUUGAGGCGCGGAUACUGCUGCAGCGACCGGUGGCGGCGGCGGCGCGGCUGCCGCGGCCGGGCGCGCGUGAUGCCGCGGCGGCGGCGAGCGGGGCCGUGCGCGACGGGUACACCGCCCUGCUGGCCUCAUGCCAGGAGACCCUGGGCUCACUGCUGGACGUGCACUCAGCGCUGCUGCAGCGCCACCCGCAGGCCUCCGCAGCGGCAGCAGCACAGCAGCAGCAGGAGCAGCAGCAGCAGCAAACGCCCAACGGUGUCGGCGCGCACAAGCGGAGCCGCGAGGCCGCGGGUCUAGACUCUGGCGCCGGCGAGGCAGAGCGCGCGUGGGCGAGGGUCGAGGCGGCGGUGUCGGCGGCGGCGCCGUUCCGGGAUGGCAGCCUGGACAAGUGGCACCGUCGCACGGUGCUGUCCAGCGGCACGGCCGCGCUGCGCGGCGGCGGCGGCCUGCGCGCGCUGCAGCAGAGCGUGACGGUGCAGGUGGCCAGCCUCAUGCGGGACGCGGCGCGGCUCGUGUCGCGGACGCAGCUGGCGCGCGCGCUGGCGCCGCGGCCGCUGUGCGGCGCCGCGGCGCCCGAGGGCGGGCAGCCGGAGCAGCAGCAGGAAGGGGGUGGCGAGGAGGGUCCUGGCGCGGACGGCGCCUCCGACGGCGGCGCGGCGUCGGGCGGCCGCGUGGCCGGCGCCGAGCGGGACCCUGAGACGUUUGACGACGGCGAAUUCUAUCAGCAACUGCUCAAGGAGCUGCUGGAGAGCGGCGGCGCCGCCGGCGGCGCGGCGGGCGGCGCGGCGCUGCAGCGGCCGCCAAAGCGGCGCAAGGCGGUGGAUAGGCGCGCGUCCAAGGGGCGGAAGCUGCGGUACCACGUGAUGGAGAAGCUGGCUGGAUUGUUGAUUGGUGAAACAAUGAGGUACACGCUGGUGCUACUGCUGGCGCUGGCCGUCGGCCAGGCCGCAGCAUGGAACUGCCCCGGCGGCGUGAAGGGCGCGGACACUGUGACGGGCUACUCGGUGUUCUUCGGCAUCAAGGGCGAGAGCAAGCCUCUCACAUACGUUGACCAGACCUCAGCCUGGAAGAAGUUUGGCCCCAUCACCAAGAUCAACCUGUACUACUCGUACACUCACGGCUGCCUGCAGGGCUUCAAGGUGGGCGGCGCCCCCACACAGGGGCUACAGUAG
Monoraphidium neglectum is the source of this 1914-nucleotide messenger RNA. RefSeq lists its product as hypothetical. The record is from RefSeq and is a predicted model, not a curated record. Gene Ontology annotation, cellular component: nucleolus; nucleus. NCBI's taxonomy places the organism in Eukaryota, Viridiplantae, Chlorophyta, Chlorophyceae, Sphaeropleales, Selenastraceae. The coding region runs from base 1 to 1914 and encodes 637 amino acids. The transcript is spliced from 8 exons.